This is a messenger RNA of Selaginella moellendorffii, 3113 nucleotides long. RefSeq names its product F-box protein At1g78280. The coding region runs from base 43 to 2589 and encodes 848 amino acids. The record is from RefSeq and is a predicted model, not a curated record. The transcript has 15 exons. Gene Ontology annotation, molecular function: protein binding. NCBI's taxonomy places the organism in Eukaryota, Viridiplantae, Streptophyta, Lycopodiopsida, Selaginellales, Selaginellaceae. Gene Ontology annotation, cellular component: cytoplasm.
UUUUGCUGCCUCGAUGCCGCGUCUGCUGGCUAGGUUUUGGCGAUGGCGCGUUCUUCGACCGAUCGGAGGGCGGGAGCGCUGGGAGAUUUCGAUGCGCUCCCGGAUGAGCUGCUGUGCUCGGUGCUUGGAUUGCUGGAGCCGCGCGACAUUGGCGCCAUGGCGUGUGUUAGCAGUGUGUUCUAUGUACUGUGCAAUGAGGAGCCGCUGUGGAUGCGGAUUUGCCUGUCGAACCGAGAGCGCGUCGAUUCUCUCGUUUACAAGGGCUCUUGGAAGAGGACUGCUAUGAAAAACAAAACUGGAAAACUCAAUGGCAAAAUCGAGCAGCUACAAUUCAAUGGUUUCACCUCCUUAUACCUUUAUCGAAGGUGGUAUCGGUGCCAUAUGUCGCUCGAGAAUUUCUUCUACGACGCUGGAGCUAUUGAAAGACGGAAGGAACUCUCCUAUGAUGUCUUUGUACAAAACUACGAUGUUCAGAAACCUGUUCUCUUGACUGAUCUGGCUGAGGACUGGCCUGCGAGACGAACUUGGACGAUAGACCAACUUGUCCAUCGCUACGGUGACUCCGAGUUCAAAGUUUCUCAAUCAUACGGGCAAAGGAUACGCAUGACGCUGAAAGAUUAUGCUGAUUAUACGAGGUCCCAACAUGAUGAAGAUCCGCUGUAUAUAUUUGACUCUUCUUUCGGUGAAUCUACUCCGGGUCUCCUAGAAGAUUAUACAGUACCAUAUUUGUUCAAGGAAGAUUUAUUCUCCGUUCUAAGUCCAUCGCAGCGUCCACCAUACAGGUGGCUUGUUAUUGGUCCCUCUAGAUCGGGUGCUAAUUGGCACGUCGACCCUGCUCUUACAAGCGCCUGGAACGCACUUUUAUCUGGGAGAAAGAGAUGGGCAUUUUAUCCUCCUGGGAGAGUACCACCCGGUGUGUUCGUUGAUGUGAACGAAGACGACGGAGAAAUUCAUUAUGAUGGUCCAACAUCUCUUCAGGUACAUGGAACUUGUUACGGAUUGUGUUUACAGCGUUUUCUGCAGUGGUGGAUGGAUGUUUAUCCUUCUCUGGAUAACGACAGCAAGCCUUUGGAGUGCACACAACAUCCCGGGGAGACGAUCUUUGUUCCCAGUGGCUGGUGGCAUUGCGUGCUGAAUAUCGACGAGACAGUUGCCGUCACGCAAAACUUUGUGAACAGCAGGAACAUGGAGCUUGUAUGCAUCGACAUGGCGCCGGGGUUUCAUCACAGAGGUGUUGCUCGUGCUGGUCUUUUGGCAUUGGACGAUGAUGAGUUUGAAGGCGAACAUGAUUUUACAAAUCCAGAGUUUCUGAAGAAACACAUAGGCCCGCACCCUGAUCACUUUUUAUCCGAAACCAGCGCCGAUGGAAUGCUGAACAAAAGAGAUUUCCGUGACUGGCUUCGAAAACUUCAAGUUGAGAGGCCUGAUUUAAGACAUCAAAUUUGGAAGUGUGCUUGUCUAGCUAUCGAUGCAGAUACAUGGCAAAGAAGAUUAAGCAGCAUCUGCAAUGCGCACGACUUCUAUUUCAAGGAAGAUCAGCACAUUCCUGUUGGUCAUGGCAGUAGCCCGGUUUACCUGCUUGAUGAGUAUGCAAUCAAGAUUUAUAUACACGAGGACGGAAUUGUCACUGCCUUGCAAGAGAUUGACCACGAGCUCCAAUUUUAUGCUUUACUUCGAGAAAGCGCAUCGCCCUUGGCUGAACAUGUUCCGGCUGUUAUUGCCAAAGGCAUUGUUUACGAAGAAGGUGAACUUUUCAGAGCAGUUCCUUCUGUCGACAGUGGUGAAAUACUUUCAACUGGAAUGUCUAUGGUAAGCUCCAAAGACAGCCGAGCAUUUUGGCCAUACAUUGUCACAAGGCGAUGCCCGGGACAAAACUUAGCUCAUUGUCGAGGCAUGAUGAAGGACGAUGAUUACAUUGAUCUAGCAUCUUUUCUUGGCUGUCAAUUACGGCACCUUCACACACUGUCGCUUCCGAUGAAGGAAGAGCCCGUCCUCGGUAUGCCCGACGUACCGCAAGAAUGGACACACUUUGUGAGCAUGCUUAGGCAGCAUCGGCAAACACUUGCGAAACGUCUCAAGGAGUGGGGCUCGGUGCCGCGGCAUUUGCUAGAAAAAGUCGAGGAUUACGUCCCCAAGGAUCCUGUCGUGCUUAUAGGCGUUGCGAAGGUUGAGAAUGGCGCCGCUGUGCCGUCGCGCAGCGCGGCUUGGCUUCACAUGGACAUUAUGGAAGACAACAUCCAGAUGGUCCCUCACGCCAGUUUGGACGGCUUCCAAAACGAUAGACGAGCGAUGCAGGCGAGAUACAUCUUCGACUUCGGCGACCUCCGACGCGGGGAUCCCCUCUACGAGCUGGUCCCGCUGUUCACGGACGUCCUGGAGGCCAAUGUGGAGCUCCUGGAGCACUUUCUCGAGUCCUACAAGCUCGACCUCGCGGUGGAGGGCGUGCGAACUUCGUAUCGAGCAAUGUGCUAUUGUUUACUGUACAAAUACGACGCAAUGGAGGCCAUAUUCCGUGGCAGCAAAGAGCUGCGCAUGGUGGAAUCAUGGCAUGAGCUGGAGCUCAUUCUCUGGGGCAUGCUCAACGAAUAGACAAAGGCCGUGCUCGUGGGGACCAUGGAAGUCGUGUGUGUGGGGUGACGUCAGCGGCACACGUGGAGUGACGCGUGGCGGGGUUGGGGUUUAAGCACCAGACAAUCACAAGACAACGCAGCUUUUAAGAAGAGAAAACGAGACCCCGUUCCAUCCAAUCCACCAUCGAGGAAGAGGGAGGAAAGACAUCUCCGGCAUGGACUAAUAUAUAUAUAUAUGUAUAGAUAUCAAAGAUGGAGCUAUCAAUCACCAGUGGCACCACCGAACAAUGACACACGAAGAGAGGAAGAAGAAAAAUAAACAUUGAUAUCAAGAGCAAAGAUUGCACAGCUCUUUGAAGUGGACACGGGCCAAUCCAAGCAAUUUGCUGACCUCUCUAGAACUGUGGAGGUGGUGGAGGUGGUGGAGGUGGUGGUGGUGGUGGUGCUGGGCUCCAAAGUCCAGACUCUCCAGACUCUCCAGAGAAGGAGGGAGGGAGAGAGAUAGAGGAGGUCCCAUCUCUGCAAGCGAAAAAUCUUCACGAA